This is a messenger RNA of Exophiala xenobiotica, 1476 nucleotides long. RefSeq lists its product as uncharacterized. The coding region runs from base 1 to 1476 and encodes 491 amino acids. The record is from RefSeq and is a predicted model, not a curated record. NCBI's taxonomy places the organism in Eukaryota, Fungi, Ascomycota, Eurotiomycetes, Chaetothyriales, Herpotrichiellaceae. The transcript is spliced from 2 exons.
AUGUGCAAGUAUGCUAGGCUAGAUUGUGCAGGAUACGAAAAGGGCAUCUUUUUCGAUUUCGACCACGCCACCAAUGCCCCUGGGGAAGGUAUUGCCCGCUUCCGACGGUCGUUAUUGACGGAGGAAGAGCGUAGACGCAUGAGCCAAUGGCUUCUGUCGAGCGUGCCUCCUCGAUCGGUAUUGCGUGUCCUGGCUCAAAUUGACGACAAUUCGACUGCUUCUCAACACGAAGAAAUCCGCCGAGGUCCAUUCGGGGCAUUCAAGGUGAAUUGCGUCCCCAAUACCACUUCAAGCCCCACCGACUCUGUCCAAGAGGGAGAGGAAGGACCCUCUGAGCUGGAUCUGGUGCGAUUGACCAACGACUUCCUCGGUCCCUCAGACUCGGACUUAUCGCCCUGGACUCAAGGGCUAGUCCAGGCCAAUUUCAAUCAAUCCGACCAGAUCUCGCUCCCGACCUCUCCAGAUUUCUGGAACAUGGCUGGGAUCCGGGAGAUGAUCAACACUGCGUUCCCGCUGCACGAUUACUCCUUCCCACAUUACAUACAAACGGCCGGCCCGAAUCAGGCGACAAUCAACCCCCAGGUCUCAGCGCUCACGGCCACCCACGAAAGUAUCCCACAGGAUGCAGUGACACUGCUCAAGCACUACGCGACCACAGUCAUCACCCUCCUGACGCCACUUCGACACAACAAAACGCCAUGGCACAUUCUCUUUAUUCCGCACAUCAAGAACUGCCUCGCUGCUGUCACGUUGGGCGAACAACUCGACCAUGCUAGUCUGACGGCAUUCUAUGCGUCCUUGGCCAUCAGCGCUUUCAGUCUCGGAGGCGUGUCACAGUCUCAGAUGUGGCGUGACCAGGGCAAGUUGUAUAAACAACAGGCUCGGGUGCACGCCAGACUGAUGCUCAAAACUGCCUACGUUGUUCCCAAAACGUCCAAAUACAAGGCCAUCCUGAUGGCUCUCCUCACCAUGGUGCAACUUUCGAUGUGUGCCGGCACCCGUGAACAAACAGACUGUUAUCUUGUCGAAGCAGAGAAGUUUAUCAGGCUCAGGGGUCUCAACCGCAAGAAAUCUCGAAAGUUUCGCUUGCUGCACCACUGUUACGUCUUCGAGAGACUUUUUCAAGAGAGCAUAUACAUCGACAGCACAGAUUCGCAGCAACGCCACCACGUUCGAAAAGCAAUCGAAUCAAGCGGCAUGGCGGUCCACAGCAGCGACCGUCUGUCGUUCCGACCCCCUCAAUUCGUCAAUUUGGAUGAGGAGAUGUCAGAGGUGAAGAGUCUAGAAGUAGGCGAGAACGACCUCCACCUUGAAUGUCUGAGGGAAUUUCCACCUACCUUAUACCCGGAGAUCUUUGGCGUACCAGAAUCUUGGAUGCUCCUAUUGUCACUGACCAUUCGGCUUGCUAAGGAGAAAGACUCUGCCGACUCUGCUGACUCUGUGAGGCGGACAAUACUUCAAACAAUCCCAAUCUGA